AGUAGGCAGACUUCUUCUUGAAGCAAGGAAGAUUACCCCACUGAGAACAAUGGUAGACUUCAUCAUACCAACUAACUUCAAACAUGUCAUAGCAGCUGUUAAAGUUGUAUCUGGCUAUGAUGAAGAGAAAAACUCCUACCGCAUUCCUUCUUUAGCUCUCAAACUUGGGCAUUCUUUAAACAAGAUAUCUAGCAUUGUUGAGAGCAAUGCCAUGAUGUAUGGAGAUCAUGAACGUGCUGAGUGUGCCCGAGACUUCAGGAAAAUACACCAGGCAAGGUGGAAUGAGUACAUUUCUGCUGGUGCUAUAACUACAUUGAAAGAAGCCAAGUGGAACACACCACAGAUCAUUCCUUUCACUCAGGAUGUCAAAGUCCUGCACACACAUCUUGAAAAGAAACACAAUGAGCUCCUAAGUAAGCUCAGAUCUUGCCCUUCUGCUGACAGCUACGCUGCUCUAGCCAAGGUCACGCUGUCCCAGGUCAUCCUGUUCAACCGAAGGAGAGAAGGUGAGGUAUCCCGGAUGCUUUUGUCAGCUUUUAAAAGCAGGGAUUCUUCUGAGCUACACGAAGACAUUGCCAUCUGUCUGUCUGAGUUUGAGAGGAAGCUGUGUCUGCACUUCUCAAGAGUUGAGAUCCGUGGUAAACGAGGGAGAAAGGUUCCUGUGCUCCUCAAGCCUUCCAUGGUUUCUGCCAUGGAGCUGCUUGUUGAAACGCGUGAGCUUUGUGGUGUUCCAGCAGAGAAUCCCUUUAUGUUUGCUAGAUGUGGAGCAAUGUCUGCCUACAGAGGAGGAGAGUGCAUCAACAAAGCUGCUUGCGAAUGUGGCAUAAAGAACCCUGAUGCACUGUCAUCAACUAGGCUCAGGAAACACAUAGCAACCAUGUCUAAAAUUCUUAACCUUAAUGAGAAUGAAGCAGACCAACUGGCUGAUUUCCUUGGUCACGAUAUCAGAAUCCACAGACAGUAUUAUCGGUUACCAGAGGGAACACUGCAGCUGGCAAAAAUGAGUAAAGUCCUAAUGGCCAUGGAGAAAGGAACACUGUCUGACUACAAAGGAAAGAAACUUGAUGACAUUGAAAUCGACCCAAAUGAGCAACUUGAGGCCCAAGGUGAUUCCAUGUCAAGUGAUGAGGAGGAUUCCAGUGACCUAUCUCAGAUGACAGCACCAGCACCAGUACAGACUGAUCAACCUGUUCAAUCUGAUCAAGCUGUUUCACAGGAGGAUCAAGGUUCUUCAAAUGCUCCAAAAAAGAAAUGGGAGGACAGUGAGGUAAAAGCAGUAGAGAGACACAUGAUGAGUUUCAUCAAGACAUGCAAAGUUCCUGGUAAGCAAGACUGUGAAAGAUGCAUUCAUGCAGAGCCAGAAGCUUUGAAGCAGCGAACAUGGACUGGUGUGAAAAAUUAUGUGCGGAACAGGAUCACGACUCUUAAAAGAAAGGGUGGUUUGUAGGGAGGGACAAACACUUCAGCACUUUGCACAUUAUGCUCUUUUUGUAGGAAAUGGAGCUAAAUUAAAAGAAAUGAGGAUAAAGGUGUAGAAAUAUUUUGCGGAUGGAAUGAAACAGAAUAUAAAGUGAAAAGUUAGAGUAUAAGAAGGUUAAUGAAGAAGUAGAGGAUAGUAAGAGUCAAUUUUCUUUGUUCAGUUACAAUAUAGUUGGAUGAAAUGUCAUGUUAAACUUUUUGAUAUUUCUGUCAUAGAGGGAGGGGAGAAUGUAAAGAUGAUAAAAAAGGGAAGAGUGAAUAGCUGUGCUGGACAUGGGCUGUGGCUGGAUGUAACCGAUUGGUGAGAGUUAAUGUGUGCAGACAAGAGAAGCUGAA
Messenger RNA from Carassius auratus (goldfish), 1815 nucleotides. RefSeq lists its product as uncharacterized. NCBI's taxonomy places the organism in Eukaryota, Metazoa, Chordata, Actinopteri, Cypriniformes, Cyprinidae. The transcript has 3 exons. The record is from RefSeq and is a predicted model, not a curated record. Bases 50 to 1447 code for a protein of 465 amino acids.